GUGUGUGUUUAACCCUUGUGCUGCCUUUGGAUAAUUGUGAACCUUCGGGUCAAUGUGACCCAUCGUCGUGUUGCGACAACUUUACCGAACACAAAAAUAAAGUGAUGCAUUUUCUUCUAACCUAUGCGCUGAGGGGGUUCUGAGACAGCACAAAUGUUAAAAGAACACGCUUCACUUUAUAUUUGUGUUCGGUAAAGUUGUUGCAAGGGUUAAAAGAUGUGCGUGUGUACUUAGGAGCUUGCGUUUGAAGUUGUGUGUGUGUGUGUUUACAUUUGAGUGUGUGUGACACCCUGGCAUGUCUGACUCCUUCCCCACAGGCUGGUGACGAGAUAAGAAAACAGGAUCCAGUUUCAGUCUGAGGACAUGUGACAUAUAUAAAAGAGGUGAGGACAGUGCAGAGAGACACAUGGAGAGAGACAGAGAGGGAGACACAGACACAGAGAGAGAGGGAACGAAAGAGAGCGAGAAAGGGAGAGACAACUAAAGCUACACAUGAAAAGGCGAGUAAAGAGUAUAAAAAAGAGGAAGAGAGACUCAGCGAGAGAUGCACGGAACCAGACAACCAACGGGGGAGAGAUCAGCCUCUUAACCACCUGCACAUUCACAACCACCGCCGAUGUUACCAUGACCACCUCUCCGUAGACUUUGUCAACUUCUAGAGGGGCUGUCGCUAAGGAAGCCCCCUCCCUGUCGCUAAGGAAGCCCCUUCCCUUCCGCAGUCCUCCACCUAGGGGUCCCGGCGGUCAUGCUCGCGGCGCGGAGCAGCGGGCCCCCUCUCCCGCCCAAGGUCCACAGGAAGCAGUCUGUGGCCUCGCUCAGCGGGUCCCGAGUCCACAGGAACUCCCAGGAUGGCAGCAAGGACAGGCGCAGUUCCCUCGCCAACCAGGGGGCGCCGCAGAGACGCAAAGCAGCCAUGGUCCGAGAGAUGGAGACCGUCUGGUACCUGAAGACGUUGGGGCUGGGGAGGGAGGACUCGGUAGCGUGCAGGACAGGAAUGCCCUACAGGAACCUGGGGAAGUCUGGACUCAGAGUAUCCUGCUUGGGACUCGGCACGUGGGUGACGUUCGGGGGUCAGAUCACAGACGAGGUGGCUGAACAGCUCAUGACCAUCGCCUAUGAAAGCGGGGUGAACCUCUUUGACACAGCGGAGGUCUACGCUGGCGGGAAGGCUGAGGUCAUUCUGGGCAACAUCAUCAAGAAGAAGUGUUGGAGACGCUCCAGUCUGGUGAUCACCACAAAGCUCUACUGGGGAGGAAAAGCAGAGAACGAGAGAGGCCUGUCAAGAAAGCACAUUAUUGAGGGUCUGAAAGGUUCUCUUCAGAGAAUGCAGCUGGAGUACGUGGACGUGGUUUUCGCUAACCGCCCAGACACCAACACUCCCAUGGAGGAGAUCGUGAGGGCCAUGACCCAUGUGAUCAACCAGGGCAUGUCCAUGUACUGGGGAACGUCUCGCUGGACUGCCAUGGAGAUCAUGGAGGCCUACUCUGUUGCCAGGCAGUUUAACCUGAUCCCUCCAGUGUGUGAGCAGGCUGAGUAUCAUCUCUUCCAGAGAGAGAAGGUGGAGGUGCAGCUACCUGAACUCUACCACAAGAUAGGUGUGGGGGCGAUGACUUGGUCUCCACUGGCGUGUGGAAUCAUCACCGGGAAGUACGAGAAUGGUAUCCCAGAGUCCUCCAGGGCCUCCAUGAAAUCCUACCAGUGGUUAAAGGAGAAGAUAGUGAGUGAGGAUGGUAGGAAACAGCAGGCUAAACUGAAGGAGCUGACUCACAUUGCAGAGAAGUUAAGCUGCACCCUACCUCAACUGGCCGUGGCUUGGUGUCUGAGGAACGAGGGGGUGAGCUCCGUCCUUCUGGGAACUUCCAACCCCGAGCAGCUCACAGAGAACCUGGGGGCCAUCCAGGUGCUUCCUAAAAUGACGUCUCACGUGGUGUCGGACAUUGACCACAUCCUGGGGAACAGGCCGUACAGUAAGAAGGACUACCGCCCCUAGACCACCUGGACUGCUGUGAACCCCUGGACCUUCUGCCCUCAUCCUGUGUCCAGGGGCCCGGCUCAGCCCAGCUUGUUCAUGUCUAGCCUAGCCAACCCAGGUCAUCCAAGCCCAGUUCAGUUUGGUGCUAUCCAGUCCAGAUCAGCUCAAUGUCUCCUUCAGCAUUGUCCAGUUCCGUUUAGAGGUAUCCAGACCAGCACACGCUGCUCAGCUGAAACCAGUCCACCUGCAGCCUAACUAACGUGGAUCAUCCAAAACCAGUACGGCACAGUCUGGUUUCGCUAACUCCAACACGACUCAACUAAACCCAGCUACGCCUAUCUAGACUCCGCCCAAUCUAAUCCAAGUCAAUUUAGCUAAACUGAGCCCAGUUUCGUCCAGGUUAGGUUCACCUCCAGUCAGGCUGGGACGUGAACACGUAGUGACAACACCUAUGCAUGUUUACUUCUCUGCUCUGCCCCAUUUCUCUAGAUGAGUAGAUUAUAGAUCAACUACUCCAAAGGUGUAACAAUGACAACACUAUGUUAUAAGCUUCUAACUACAGUGCUUUUCUAACCAACUCCUCUCCAGUAAAUCUAACGCCAAAGGCCUCUUGGAUAAGCGUAGAACCGUAGGACAUUAUGUCUCCGUGUGUCAGUGUGUCUGUGCGGGUGAGGGGCUUGUGAAGCAUGUCGCACCCUCCCUAUGGUUUUAAAGAAGAACCGCAGCCCUGCUUCAAUAGAACUGUGUGAAACCUAACUUAGAAAACAGGCCAAGUUCUUCACCCGCGUCUUGCAUCCAAUCAGGAGACACCUGCCUCUUCCUUUGCCUGUGAAUUAAUCGCGCCUUCUCGAUCGCUAACGUGAGUCUGUGUGACUUACAGACAGACCAGUUCUAACUGCUACUGUUACUUGUCCCCAAGCUAGACAACGGCAGAAGAGAUCUGAAAGAGGAAAAAAUAUAUACUAUUCUUCAAACAUACAUGUUUCUGUUCUUUUUAGGUAAAUGUAUGUUUUUCAGGCGUGUAUGUACAGUCAAUUUGGUCAAGCAAACCGAGUAACAUAAUCAAAAACAACCUCAAGCAUCUUUUCUCUCUGAUGAACAAUACAUGAUAUAUGACUAACUUAUAAAUUUGACUUUGCUAUAAAUAGACUGUAAAUAGCGUUUAGUUGUGUUCUCCCUCAGUAGCACAAAGCAUUUGUUUGGUUCUGUCUCUUCCACCUAUCGGUCUCCUCCAGACCUGAAGUCAUCCACACGUUCACUGACAGGACUGGUUCUGAAACUCAGGAGAAAGUUGACAUCAUCUGUGUUCAUGUUGGAACCAGCCUCCAUCCUGCAGAGUGCCUUGAGCCCUGCUGUUAGGAUCCAGGGUGGCUGCAUUCCAUUCCGGAAGGUUGCGUCCUCAUACUUCCUUCGCAAAGGUGACAAAAAAAGGUUGGAAGUUAUUCCUUGGGCCAGGUUUCCCCUCACAACCCAGUCUGAGGCAUGAGCAGAACUGUCUGAACUGAGGAGACGACCCCCCGUGAAUGAGGAAGUGGCCUGCCUGGGUCCUACACCAGGAUACUGUGUGGCAAAGGCUUUGUUCCAUUUCUGUCACUAAACCCUUUCUAUUACAUUUUCCACCGGCUGGAUGGAAGCAAGGAAUUCCUUCACUUCAUCCAGUCCUCCAAGGUCCCAUGAUUAAGAAAUGGGUUGGAAGUUAAUGAAAGGCAACAGAAAUUGUAAUGGAACAAGGUUGCCAGCUUUUGCUAUCUGAACUUCGUCCGUUCUUCUGACAAUACAUUCGUCGGAGGAAAAUACAGAAUAUAUGUAUUCUAGUCAAUACCAUUAGUUUGUCUGGUUUUGCUAUGUUUUGUACAGCAUGUAAAGUUGUAGAUGGAACAGAAACAUUUAUUAAAUAACCUUUUGAUUUAUUUUGCGGUUUUGAAUUGUAUCCAUGUGGCUGUCUGUCUGGUUACUUUCCUUAUCUGAAAACCUAGACUUGUGUAUAUAGCAUAUAUAUACAUAUAUAUAAAUUAGAGCUUGAUUAAAUAAACACA
Molecule: messenger RNA, 4008 nt
Organism: Hypomesus transpacificus
Lineage: Eukaryota; Metazoa; Chordata; Actinopteri; Osmeriformes; Osmeridae
Gene: kcnab1a
Product: potassium voltage-gated channel subfamily A regulatory beta subunit 1a
Exons: 14
Coding region: 746-1990 (414 amino acids)
Biological process (GO): transmembrane transport; potassium ion transport; negative regulation of delayed rectifier potassium channel activity
Cellular component (GO): juxtaparanode region of axon; extrinsic component of cytoplasmic side of plasma membrane; voltage-gated potassium channel complex
Molecular function (GO): voltage-gated potassium channel activity; potassium channel regulator activity; transmembrane transporter binding
Source: RefSeq, a predicted model, not a curated record